Bolinopsis microptera is the source of this 1567-nucleotide messenger RNA. RefSeq names its product aurora kinase B-B-like. Gene Ontology annotation, molecular function: ATP binding; protein kinase activity. The transcript has 4 exons. Lineage: Eukaryota; Metazoa; Ctenophora; Tentaculata; Lobata; Bolinopsidae. The coding region runs from base 15 to 902 and encodes 295 amino acids. Gene Ontology annotation, biological process: mitotic spindle organization; protein phosphorylation; regulation of cytokinesis. Gene Ontology annotation, cellular component: kinetochore; spindle midzone; chromosome passenger complex. The record is from RefSeq and is a predicted model, not a curated record.
UUAGUAAAACAGCCAUGUCACUGAGCGACCUCCCAAAGUCGGACUGGAGUUUGAAUGACUUUGAGGUUGGUAAACCACUAGGAAAAGGAAAGUUUGGCAGAGUGUAUCUGGCGCGGGAAAAGCGCACCAAGUUCAUUGUGGCGCUGAAAGUGCUGUUCAAGUCGGAGCUGAGGAAGAACCGAGUGGAACAUCAGCUGAGGAGGGAGAUUGAGAUUCAGUCUCAUCUUGAUCACGAUAACAUUCUCAGAUUAUACGGCUGGUUCCACGAUGAAACGCGGAUAUACCUGAUUCUGGAGUUCGCACCUAAAGGUGAACUGUACGGAGUACUCACUAAACUUGGUAGAUUCGACGAGAAAGUUGCUGCGAAUUAUAUUCUCCAGCUUUCAUGUGCUCUUCAACACUGUCAUCAAAACAACGUGAUUCACAGAGAUAUAAAACCAGAGAACCUACUAAUCGGAGGUAAGCCAGGACACACAGACUGGGACGUACUGAAGAUAGCAGACUUUGGGUGGAGUGUGCACGCGCCCAGUAACAGACGCAAGACCAUGUGUGGUACGCUGGAUUAUCUUCCUCCUGAGAUGGUUGUAGGGAAAGAGCAUGACGAUAAGGUUGACAUCUGGUGCUUGGGGAUUCUAUGUUACGAGUUCCUGGUCGGUAAACCUCCUUUCGAAGCUGACGGACACGAGGAGACUUACAAUCGUAUCCUGAACACUCCCGUCGAGUUUCCUGCGCACGUCAGCAAACUUGCACGGCACUUUAUCAGUGGGAUCCUGCGCAAGCGCCCUGAGAAGCGCUUAACGCUCAAGGAAAUAUCAAAGCACCCUUGGAUUGUUGCAAACGCGCGAGCAGAGUUGGAAAACGUGGCGCCCAAUUGUGGGGAAGGUGAGGGUACGAAGUUGUGAGGAAAUGAUCAGUAGUGUAAUAUUUCACGGAGGAAAUUGUAGUAUUCCAGUCGAGUAGAGGUUGAAGAGGUGUGACAAAGGAUUAUGAGUGAUAUUCUAAUUCUAAUUAUUCAUUUCAAUAUCAAUUUUAUUAUUUCUAUAUUAUAGCCAAACUAUGAGAUUAAUUUUAUUAGCUUUAUAGUCUAUUCACUUACCGCAAUAUGAACCAUUUUGGUAAGCAAUGCCGAUUAUAUCGAAAACAAACAAACUACAGUUAAACCUUGAUUUACUGGGGUUUGUAUGACGGUGCCACGAUAGUUCCUCAGAUCCCCCGAAAGCGUUAAUCAUAACCACCUUUUUCUGGGGAUAAUUCUCAAUAAAUCAGGGUUUGACUGUACAAUGUGUAUUGUGCAGUGGUUGCGAUAUUUUUUGUUUAUUUCAGAUUUAAGUUUUGACAACGCUUUAAUAAAAUUGUCGAUAGUUUCCUCACAUUUAUAAAUCUCUUGACGUGCAGUAGGUCUGACGUGGUAGGUUGUAUAUGCUAUUUUUGUUGUUAUUUACUUUUAUUUGAAAGGUAAUUCAUCGGCGGCAUAGCAUUAAUGCGAGGGAUACGACUAUAAUUGUAGCACUCAAGAAUAUUUCUGUUCAAGUAUCUAUAUUGAAUGAUAUGAUUAUAAAUUCUGAAC